Messenger RNA from Pisolithus orientalis, 1047 nucleotides. RefSeq lists its product as uncharacterized. The annotation marks the transcript as partial. Lineage: Eukaryota; Fungi; Basidiomycota; Agaricomycetes; Boletales; Pisolithaceae. Gene Ontology annotation, cellular component: nucleosome. The transcript has 6 exons. The record is from RefSeq and is a predicted model, not a curated record. Gene Ontology annotation, molecular function: DNA binding. Gene Ontology annotation, biological process: nucleosome assembly.
AAAGCCAUUACAAUGGUGAGCCCAAGCAUGGCCAAAGGAAAAUCAAGGAAUAUCAAGGUAUAAGGCCAGUAGCGAUGUCAUUAGUGCAGUGCCCGCCUACUAGAUACACCCUCCGCAGUAUAUUUCACUGGCUCCUCAGUUCCACCGUAGACGGGCCUACAGUGGUCUGUGCCUGUCUUUGCGCAUGAGGUGUCCGUGCGCUUGCCCAGGUCACAUGACAACAUCAUGUAUGAGGCAAUCUUUACCCCUGACUGUGUUUCGCUCGACUCCCUUCUUUGAUCAGCUUGCUUUUUGUAUUGCAGGCAGAGAUAUGGUCCGUGCGAGAAAGCCAGCUACGAAGACAUCGCCUAGGAGGACGACUGGAAGGCCCCCUCAACCCAAGCAUCCUUCGUGGACAGAGAUGAUUACGGAAUGCAUCAUCACGACUCCGGACGGGACGCAGAACGGUGUAUCUAGACCUGCUCUUAAAAAGUUCGUCGAGUUUAAUUAUCAGCUGGCUAUGAGCGCCACAACGACGAACCAACUCAACCGUGCUAUUACUGCGGGGACAGAAAAGGGUAACUUCGUCCUCCCGAAAGGUCCAUCUGGAAAAGUGAAAUUAGCACCUGAAAGAAUGAAAGGGACAUCGAAAGAGAAUGCGAAACCAGCUUCCAAGCAGGCUCCCUCUGCCAAAGGUUGCGGCUGCUCCACUUGCGAAGAAGACGGCCACCACGACGAAAAAGUAUACAUCCAGGGCGAAGAGAGGAAGGACGACAUCCACCAGUACGGCCGGUCGGAAAGUGGUCAAGAAACCUUCAACAAGGCGUGCCGUAGCAAAGAAGGGUAUAACGAGGGCUUCGCGAUCCACAGGUGCGAGGGAAAACGCGAACUGUAUCUCCCUCGAAGAGCAGGAAAAGAGCAGGUGCGAAAUAAGGUGGAUGCAUUCUACAAUUUUCAGGUCCAAGGUUCAUUUCACCAGUACUGUUCCCUUGUAAGAUUGAUGUACACGUAUCUCUCGUUUAGGGGUGCUGUCCCACCUUGCACUGACACUUGUAUUAAUAGCCUCAC